AUGGACAAGUUAGACAUUUUUAAGGGGCAGAUGUUGCUACUGGAGUUAGAGGAUGAGUGUGUGAUCGGGGAAGUUCUGCAUAUCGGCGCCAAGCGAUCAUUCGUACGGUUACAAAAUGUGCGUGAUUUUCAAAGCAACUUACCUAUCGCUGGCAAGCAGGACUAUUAUAGUUCAGAAAUACGCAGUAUAAAAAUUAUCGAAAAAAAUCCGCCUAUCGAUCCAAACAAUUUAUCCCAGGUUGGUACCUCGGUUGUAUCGUCCGCCGCUGCUGAAUCGGUAACCCGAAUUGAUCUGGAAGAUGUUAAGGAAAUUUUCGACCGAAUUGACGGGCACAUUUUCAUACACCAAACCGAUAUGAAGUACCACGAUGCAGUGAAGUACCUGAAAACGCAAAAAAUGAUCGGCGUAGCAAUGGAGGGCAUUGCCGGUGGUCGACAUGCGAGGGCACCUUCACUGUUGUCCAUCGCAACAUUGGAUCGGAUUUACAUUUUUGAUGUGAUGUGGAUGAACGUUACUAGCGAUAUCAAAUCGAUUUUGGUCAAUCCAAAGGUGCGUCGUGUUGUCCACAACGGUCGACUGCUGGAGGACGUUUUGAAACAUCGCUUCGGGGCCCCACUGGGAAAAUGCUUCGACACGUUGGUUGCGCACAUUUCUACGAAUAAACAUUUCGACGAUCAAAAUGAACUAUCCAUCCAGGAAUGUCUUUCAAAGUACUUAAAUCUUCCAAACAAUUUUUUCGAUAGCACGAUUGCUUUUGCCAACCGCCCUCUAACUGAAACUCAACGUAAGGCUGCCGCCAAGAAUGUUGCCUUUCUGCUAAUGCUACAGGACUAUCUGGUACACGAGGUGAUGCUAGAAUCGUUCUAUCAAAGCUGUAAUCAAUACAGUUCCAGUUUGGCUGGUAAUGCCGAACAUUUUGAGAGCAUCAUAAAGUUGUCCAAAGGACGUAAUGAGGAUUUGAAUGACAUCGAUCAGUUUAAGCUGAACAUUCGUGCGGAUCAGAGUAAUGAUAGAAAUGAAGUUGACCGUUACAGGAUAUAGUUAAACAAAAUGCUUUUGAUGAUGAAUUAAGAGUGCAGGCAUUGGAAAGUUGGAAGAAAGUGUCAUUUUUUGUGUGUAAAACAUGUUUCAAAUGAAACCAAAAGUGCAAAUUCUAGAGAGAUGACAUCCAUAUGAAGAAAACAAUUAGUAACGAUCAACCAAGACAAGAUAUUUCUCCAAUGCAUUGAGUGCGGUUGUGAUUACUGAAUCAUUUAUUUUUCAUAAUCCUAUGAUUUCUCUACAUUAUAAUUGGUUUAUGCAGCAAAGUGUUGCCGGUUAUACGAGAAGCGUUUACUUUCAUGUGCCAAUUUUAGGUCGAUGUGUCGGAUUGAACCUUUUUUUUAAUUUUUUUCUCGCUUCUCGUUAGGAUUGUUUGAAAAUAUAAUGCAAUAAUUUAAAAACUUCUGCGAACCAUAGCAA
Molecule: messenger RNA, 1461 nt
Organism: Wyeomyia smithii (pitcher-plant mosquito)
Lineage: Eukaryota; Metazoa; Arthropoda; Insecta; Diptera; Culicidae
Product: protein Exd1 homolog
Exons: 3
Coding region: 1-1041 (346 amino acids)
Biological process (GO): nucleobase-containing compound metabolic process
Molecular function (GO): 3'-5' exonuclease activity; nucleic acid binding
Source: RefSeq, a predicted model, not a curated record